Papilio polytes (common Mormon) is the source of this 4469-nucleotide messenger RNA. It is a transcript of the gene fliI, whose product is annotated as protein flightless-1. Gene Ontology annotation, molecular function: actin filament binding; phosphatidylinositol-4,5-bisphosphate binding. NCBI's taxonomy places the organism in Eukaryota, Metazoa, Arthropoda, Insecta, Lepidoptera, Papilionidae. The record is from RefSeq and is a predicted model, not a curated record. Gene Ontology annotation, cellular component: actin cytoskeleton; nucleus; cytoplasm. The coding region runs from base 75 to 3806 and encodes 1243 amino acids. Gene Ontology annotation, biological process: barbed-end actin filament capping; actin polymerization or depolymerization; actin filament severing. The transcript is spliced from 23 exons.
GUCAUGCAUAUUUUUAUAGUGAGUUUGAUAUGGGGCUUAUGAGUAAAUGGUUUAUAGUGAAAAUAAUUUAAAACAUGGCUAAUACAGGCUUGUUACCUUUUGUAAGAGGUGUAGAUUUUACAUGCAAUGAUUUCAGUGGCGACAAAUUUCCUGAAGCAAUUCGUUAUAUGACUGGACUACAAUGGCUCAGGCUUGAUAAAACUAAUCUGACGGAUAUUCCAGAAGAAUUAGGGAAGCUUAUGAAAUUGGAAAAUUUGUCAAUAAAAAAGAAUAAUCUAGAAAAAUUAUUUGGCGAACUCACUGAACUGAAAUGCUUACGAUCAUUAAAUGUGAGGCACAACAAUGUGAAGACAUCAGGUAUACCUGCAGAGUUGUUCAGACUUGAAGAGCUGACCACUCUUGAUCUGUCACACAAUAGACUAAAGGAAGUUCCGGAAGGAUUGGAGAAAGCCAAAUCCCUCCUGGUUUUGAACCUCAGUCAUAACAAAAUCGAGAGUAUCCCACCGACACUGUUUGUACAAUUAACAGAUCUAUUGUUUCUUGAUUUAUCAAACAAUUUACUGGAGACUCUGCCCCCUCAGACUAGAAGACUGGCGAACUUGCAGACCCUUAUACUUAAUGACAACCCGCUAGGAUUAUUUCAGCUAAGGCAGUUACCAUCGCUGCAAAGUCUAGAAACAUUACACAUGCGUAACACACAGCGCACUCUUGCCAAUCUACCGACAUCGCUGGAGACGCUGUGUAACCUUUCUGAUAUUGACCUGUCAAAGAAUGCAUUGACCAAAGUACCUGACGCACUCUACUCGUUGCAAAACCUGAAAAGGCUGAAUCUUAGCGACAAUGAGAUAACUGAAGUAUCCUCAGCAAUGGACAUCUGGCAGAACUUGCAAUGCCUGAACCUGUCACGCAACAAACUGACAGCACUUCCAGCUUCAUUAUGCAAGCUUCAGAACCUAAGACGUCUCCAUGUUGAUGAUAACCAGCUAGACUUCGAAGGUAUACCUUCGGGGAUCGGCAAGCUGGGCAGCUUAGAGGUCUUCUCAGCUGCUAAUAAUUUAUUGGAGAUGAUCCCUGAAGGAUUGUGUCGGUGUGGUGCAUUAAAGAAAUUAAAUUUAAGUAGCAACAAGCUAAUAACUCUACCCGAUGCGAUACAUCUCCUAAGUGACUUGGAGAGUCUGCAGUUACAUGGGAACCCGGACUUGGUGAUGCCACCUAAGCCGGUAGAGCAGCAGAGAGGCGCCGGCCUGCAGUACUACAAUGUUGACUUCUCGCUACAAGCUCAGCUGCAGCUGGCAGGAGCCACCGCAGCUGAGCCCACUACACCAACCAGCGUGAAGUCGGACCCACUAGCGCGCAAGCUGCGGCUGCGGCGGCGCGCGGAGGCGGCGGGGGCGGAGCAGCGCGGCUCGGCGCUCAUCCUGCGCGGCAUGCGCGAGCAGGCCAGCGCGCAGCUCGACGCCGCGCCCGACCUGCACUACAGCGAACUCAAACCGAAACGUUGGGACGAGAGUUUGGAGAAGCCUCCUCUGGAUUACUCUGAGUUUUUCGACGAGGAGACAGGACAGACGCCCGGCCUGCAGGUCUGGGAGAUCGAGAACUUCAUACCCGCACCCGUAGACGAGGUGGCACACGGCAAGUUCUUCGAAGGUGACUGCUAUAUUAUACUGAAGACGUCUAUUCAAGAGCAGGGUCAGCUGUGCUGGGAUAUACAUUUCUGGAUUGGAUCCAAGGCGACCCUGGACAAAGGCGCGUGCGCAGCGAUGCACGCCGUCAACCUUCGCAACCUGCUGGGAGCCAAGCGCACGCAGCGACACGAGCAGGGCGACGAGACCCCCGACUUCCUGGCGCUGUUCCCCACGCCGCCCGUCUACAUCGCCGGCAGCCGCACGCCGUCCGGCUUCUUCACUGUCGAUGAUCCUCACUACGUGACGCGGCUGUACCGCGUGCACGGCGCCGGCAGCAGCAUCCACCUGCAGCCGGUGCCCGUGGCCGCCGCCUCGCUCGACCCCAGAUACGUCUUCGUGCUCGACACCGGACUAAUUAUAUAUUUAUGGAAUGGCAAAAAAGCGAAGAACACUUUAAAAUCAAAAGCUAGGCUAUUCGCUGAGAAGAUCAAUAAGGAAGAGCGUAAGAAUAAAGCGGAGUUAAUUGCGGAGCCGCCGGGGAGGGAGCCUCAGUCGUUCUGGAAGACACUGGGUUACGAGGACCCGGAGCCCUACGUCCCAGAGGAGCAUGUGGAUGCUUCCUGGAGCUGGUGGCCGCCGCGGCUGUACCGCGUGGAGCUCGGCAUGGGCUACCUGGAGCUGCCGCAGCCGGAGCCCGCGCCGCUCGCGCGACACCACCUCGCCACUCGCAACGUAUACAUACUGGAUGCACAUAACGACGUCUUCGUAUGGUUCGGUAAGAAGUCUUCGCGGCUGGUGCGCGCGGCGGCGGUGAAGUUGGCGCAGGAAUUAUUCAAUAUGGUUUCCAGACCUGCGCACGCGCUCGUCACAAGACUACAGGAGGGAACGGAAACACAGGUGUUCAAGACGUACUUCUUGGGGUGGGAGGAGGUGAUAGCGGUGGACUUCACGCGCACGGCAGAGUCCGUGGCGCGAACCGGCGCGGACCUCGCCAGCUGGGCAAAGCAACAGGAGACCAAAACGGACCUAUCCGCACUGUUCGUGGCGCGCCAGGGCGCGAUGUGCGCGUCGGAGGCGCGCGCGCUCGCUGACGAGUGGAACGAGGACCUGGAGGCUAUGGAGGCCUUCGUGCUGGAGGGGCGCUUCUUCGUGCGCCUGCCAGACCACGAGCUCGGCCUCUUCUACAGCCACGACUGCUACGUCUUCCUCUGCAGAUAUGUGCUGCCUGCUGAGCCGGAUCAAGAGAACACGGAGAACUGGUGCGAGGGUGAAGUGGAACCCGAGGAGGGUGAAUCAGCGACGUGGGUGGUGUACUUCUGGCAGGGGCGCAAGGCGCCCAACAUGGGCUGGCUCACCUUCACCUUCGGGCUGGAGCGCAAGUUCAAGCAGCUCUGCCGGCGGCUGGACGUGGUGCGCACGCACCAGCAGCAGGAGAGCCUCAAGUUCAUGGCUCACUUCAGGCAACGGUUCAUCAUACGGGAUGCCAAGAGGAACCAGCCGCCGGAGGGCGGGCGGCCGCCGGUGGAGCUGUUCGAGUUGCGCAGUAACGGGUCCGCGCUCUGCACACGACUUAUACAGAUCAAACCCGACGCAGCACAACUUAACAGCGCAUUCUGCUACAUACUGAACGUGCCGCUGGAGGGCAGCGGCGACGCAUCCUCCGCCCUCGUGUACGUGUGGGUGGGCAGUAAGAGCGACGCGGAUUCCGCGCGACUUGCGGAACAAAUCGCCGAGGAGAAAUUCAACAACCCCUGGGUCAGCUUACAGGUGGUGACGGAGGGCACAGAGCCAGAUAAUUUCUUCUGGGUGGCUCUGGGCGGACGAAAGCCGUACGACACGGACGCAGACUAUCUCAAUUACACGCGACUAUUCAGAUGCUCCAAUGAAAAGGGAUAUUUCACUGUCUCUGAAAAGUGCACGGACUUCUGUCAGGAUGAUCUUGCGGACGACGAUAUUAUGAUACUGGACAAUGGUGAGCAAGUCUUCCUGUGGCUAGGCGCUAAAUGCUCAGAGGUCGAGAUCAAACUCGCAUACAAGUCUGCACAGGUGUACAUCCAACACAUGAAGACAGUCCAGCCAGAGCGACCUCGGAAACUGUUCCUAACGCUGAAAGACAAGGAGUCUCGCAGGUUCACCAAAUGCUUCCACGGCUGGGGGGAGCACAAACGACCUCCUGAGUAAAUUAUUUCCUAUAUUUCUUGUAAAUUAUGUCAAAAUUUAUACGUCAAAUGUCCAUGUAUAUUUAUAAUACAUUAAUAGAAACUUUAUAUCUGUUAUUUACAAAUAAAUUCAUAUUUAAAUUCGAUUUUUGAAUAAUUGUAAUACUGUAACAAUACUUAUUUGUAUAUUAUUUACUAAAUCAAGUAUAAUUUGUAAUGCUAAUAUAUUUUCAUUUGUAACCUUAUACAAUUGUUUAAGGUUUUAAACACUAAACAAUUCUGCAAACAGCAAAUCAGAAAAAAAGAGUUUGAAAGUAUGGAAAUUGUAAUUUUAUUAUGAUUUGUUAUUAUUAUAGCCUAAAUGAUUAUGGACACAUUUCCUAGAAUUUCUAAAUUAUAUAUAACCCACCUUAAUUACUGUUUUAAACUUAUGUGAAUGUAACACAAAGUAUUAUUAAAAAAAAAGUAUUUUCAUUGAUUUCAUCACUAGUCAAAUGUAAAUUGUAUUAAAUCUUACAUUCAUAUACUGAUAAAAAUCAUACUUCUUUAUAAUUGUGAAGGCAAAAUUUGUUUGUCAAUAUACUUUUCAUGCAUUUUGGCUAUUAUAUGGCAUCAAAUUAAAUUCUAUGUAACAAACUCAUACAACGUGAAUUUUGACAGUCAAUAAUAUAUUCAAAAAUGUUAA